Stylophora pistillata is the source of this 3181-nucleotide messenger RNA. RefSeq names its product BBSome complex member BBS7. NCBI's taxonomy places the organism in Eukaryota, Metazoa, Cnidaria, Anthozoa, Scleractinia, Pocilloporidae. Gene Ontology annotation, cellular component: ciliary basal body; axoneme; BBSome. Gene Ontology annotation, biological process: intracellular protein localization; non-motile cilium assembly; intracellular transport. The record is from RefSeq and is a predicted model, not a curated record.
UUGUUACCCCCACCAUUGUUAGCUACGCUAUGCCCCCACUACACCGACACAAGGACCACACUUUCACCCAAAAAUAAGUAGACAGUUUCUGAAUAGUACAUCAAGAUUACUCCUAUUUGGCUCUCAGCUGACCAAAAACACUAGCCGGGAGCCUGUUCGCAGGCUACAGCCGGGCUUGAAAGAUUUACCGAAAGAAGAGCAAGACGAGUGUCAUUUCUUUGGCAAACUAGGGUUUCUUUAAGAUCAGAAAUUUUCCAAAAAACACGGAUAAACCAUCUGAACGUUGAUGAACCUUAAAACCGAUCUUUCAAGAUGAUGGAACUAAACCUAACACGCUUAGACUACUUACAGGUUGGUGUCACGUCUCCUAAGACGAUGAAGCUGUUGUCUAGUGGUGGAAAACGGAGCGCUCAGAAGGUUGCAAUUGCUGAUCAUGAUGGUGUACUAACUUGUUUUGGGAUGAAAAAACAAACUUCCCAGGUGGUUUUCAAGACACUUCCUGGAUCACCAAUAUCUAAAUUACAACUUGGUGGCCUGGAUGGUCCUUCGCAGGAGAAGGUGUUUGUGGCGUCUGGGGCUGAAGUGCGGGGCUAUACUAAGAAAGGAAAACAUUUCUUGGGAUUUGACACCAAUCUGACUGAAAGUAUUCAGUCCAUGUUUGUUAAUGGCGCUGAUCUUUUCCUUUGUGGAAACUACAUUUAUAAUCAUUACCGUGACUGCAAAGAUGAAAACUAUUUCUUGUCUGGAGAUAAGAUUACUGAUGUCCUUUGUUUACCAACAAGAAAAAACACAGAUGCAUUAGUUCCCAUUUUGGCCUGUGAAGACAGAGUUCUAAGGGUUUUGCAGGAAUCUGAUUUGCUGUAUGAAGUUGAAGUAGCUGGACCGCCACUGGUGCUUGCUCUUCUUGGUGGGAAUGGAGGUUUGUCUGGAGAAGAGGUUUUGUAUGGAACAUCAGAUGGAAAAGUGGGAUUGAUUCAGUUAGGAAGGCAUUCACCAAAUCACAAGUGGGAAAUUGCAAAUGACAAGCGGAAUGGAGGUGUCUUGGCACUGGAAACUUUUGACAUAACAGCUGAUGGUGUGCCUGAUGUUCUUAUUGGGCGUGAUGAUGGUUUGGUUGAAGUGUACGGUUUUGAUGAGAUGGAUGAGCCAGUUCACAGAUUUAAACAGGCUUUAAGUGAGAGCAUCACAUCUGUAUGUGGAGGCUGUGUGAGUUCAUCAGGUUAUGAUGAGAUUAUAGCAGCUACUUAUGCUGGUUGGGUGGUAGGUCUUACUACAGAACCUCAACAGAAGGAACUGGGACCCACUAAACCAGAAGCACAGGAACCAAUCAGUGAGGAAGUACAGGCCAAAAUGGACAAACUUAGGUUGGAAAUUGACACCCUUCAACAUAAGGUGGUACAAGAACGGGAAAAAUACCAGCUAACUGCACACUCCGUGUCUGCCCUGUCAGCGAUUCCUCAGUUUGCAAUCAAUGAUAAGUUUGCACUGAACAGGGAUGAUGCCAGCUAUACACUGAGUAUUGAAGUUCAGAUUCCCAUUGACAAUGUCUUGUUACAGAGUGAUGUACCAAUUGAUCUUUUGGAUGUGGACAAGAAUUCUGCUGUUGUCAGUUACAGUGCUUGUGAUAUUGAGAAUGGAAACUUUCUUCUUGCAACUUACAGAUGUCAGGCAAACACAACAAGGCUGGAAUUGAAGAUCAGAUCAAUUGAAGGGCAGUAUGGCACUUUACAGGCAUACAUCACACCCAGGAUUCAGCCCAAGACCUGCCAAGUGCGACAAUACAGCAUCAAACCACUGUCCCUACAUCAGAGAACUCAUGUAUUUGAUGAUUCCAAGCCAAUGAACACAUUGAAGUUGAUGGGUCAUUUCAGUUUUGCUGAAGUUCAUUCCUGGGUCUGUUUCUGUCUCCCUGAAGUGCCAGACAGAACUCCAGCUGGAGAGCAAGUGAGCUUUCAUUUCCUGUCAACAUUCCUUGACACACAGUUAGACUGUCAGUACAAAAAAGGAGAAGCAGUCUUUAAAUCAGACAAUAUCUCAACAAUAUCAAUCCUCAAAGAUGUUCUCACAAAAGAAGCUACGAAAAGAAAAAUCAACCUCAACAUUUCUUAUGAUCUUAAUGAAGAUUCUGUGGUCCACACGCUGAACCUUAUUCAUCCAAAGCUGGAAUACCAGCUUUUGCUGGCCAAGAAGGUCCAACUGAUUGAAGGACUAAAGGAACUACAGAUGCAUGAAAGUGAUAUUGGAUUCUUUGCUCCAGAAUACCAAAAAAUUCUAGAUGAUGCAGAAAACCUUCAAGCAGAAUAUAAGAAGCAGCCCUGUCACUUGGAAAGACUUUAUGGUAUGAUUACUGACCUCUACAUUGACAAGUUUAAGUUCAAGGGAAUGAAUGUGAAAAGCAAGGUUCCUAUUCUUCUGGAGGUGCUGGACAAUUACGAUCUACAAAACCUUGUGGAAUUCUUUGAAGGAUCAUAACCAGUCGUACUGCUUUACUUCCAUGUUGAAAAAAGCUGUAAAUAUAAACCUCAGACAAGGUGUAUAACAGACAAAAUCACCACCUUGAGCACAACUGUAUGUGGACUUGAUUCAUAAUAGAUCAAAUUGAAAGCACUUGAAUUAACCAGUGUAUCCUUGGUUGAUCUGUUUUUACUUCAUUCACUUGGUUUUGUAUUUUUACUUCAUUCACUGGUUUAGUAUUUUUACUUCAUUCACUUGGUUUAGUAUUUUUACUUCACUCACUUGGUUUUGUAUUUUUUCAGUCAUAAAUUAGAAGUCUGUUUCAUUAAGAGUGAUUGGUCAGUUCUCACAAAAUUUUACUGCCAAACUCUUUGUCUCUUACAAGUGAUACUUUCUGCAUAAGUUUGUAAAUUUUCAGUCAUUAAGUACUACAGCAAUGCUCUUUUCUAGAAACCACUCCAGGAUCAACUAACCAUACAACUGAUUUAACAUGAUACAUCUUGGUUUAUACCAUAAACAACAUGUAGUUUAUUAUUAAAAGGAGAUUAUUUAUUUGUAAUUAAUGUACAUAGUUGUGUGUUUGGGUUUUUAAUCUUGCUUUGACUGCAAAAAGACAAAUUCACUUGUACAAAAUAUUCAUAAAGGUCACAAUCAUUGACACACUUAGUCAUUGGCUUUCCGCUUUUUGCCCAUGUUAUUUCCAAUUGAUUAAAAUAAUUAUUUGACA